AUUUUAUUUCCAUCCUUGCAGCCAAUCGUCACCAGCCAGCUGGGCACCGUCAACAAUGUCAUCCAGGUGAAAAAAACAGACUUCGAGGUGUUUGAUGCUCUGAUGGUGGACUCGCAGAAAUGCUCAGACAUGUCAGACCUCUCCAGCUCUCCUCCUGGUCCUUACCAUCAGGAUGCCUACGCUCCCAAGCAGGAGGAGAAGUUCAAGUCCCCGCCUAUUCUCCCACCACAUCUGCUGCAGGUCAUCCUCAACAAAGACACUGGCAUUUCUGAGUGGCUGUGA
Messenger RNA from Cynoglossus semilaevis (tongue sole), 282 nucleotides. Its product is annotated as 5'-AMP-activated protein kinase subunit beta-1-like. Lineage: Eukaryota; Metazoa; Chordata; Actinopteri; Pleuronectiformes; Cynoglossidae. The annotation marks the transcript as partial. Gene Ontology annotation, biological process: signal transduction. Gene Ontology annotation, cellular component: nucleotide-activated protein kinase complex; nucleus; cytoplasm. Gene Ontology annotation, molecular function: protein kinase binding. The record is from RefSeq and is a predicted model, not a curated record. The transcript is spliced from 2 exons.